Molecule: messenger RNA, 678 nt
Organism: Capronia coronata CBS 617.96
Lineage: Eukaryota; Fungi; Ascomycota; Eurotiomycetes; Chaetothyriales; Herpotrichiellaceae
Exons: 2
Coding region: 1-678 (225 amino acids)
Source: RefSeq, a predicted model, not a curated record
AUGGAGGAACCUGAUAUUGAGGCAACUCUCCAUGAUGUCCACCGCAUAGCCGAAAAUCCUUCAUCCUCACCAGAGUCAUGGGACCAGCGGGCCAGCAUUGCAAGGCUGGCCAUUGCAAGACUGGAAAGAACGGGGUUUAUGCAGUCGCGCAAUCCCUCUCAAGACCGCAGAGCGAUAGUCACUUCGCUACAAAGGCUAGCUUACCAGGAUGCGGACAGUGGUGGCAUCACCGACGUUGCAGAGUGGUGCACAAGUCAAUGGCUUGCUAUGCUCCAAAGAGAUGCUGAAGACCUCGCGGCCCUCAGAGGCUUGGGUCAAGCAUGGGUAGCUCGCUCCCAGAGCGUUCUUGCUCGCAUCCACCGUCUCGAAGGGAGUUCUUCCAGCGGAAGUAGUGGAAGACCACGAAAUUCCAGCGACAGGUUCUCCUACUCCUCAGUGGAAGACGCCCAAGAAGCGGAAAGAGCAACAGCCGAGGCAGAUGUCAGAGCACACACCGCGGAUUAUGUGGAAGCUCGCGGGAUGCUUAUUGCUGCGGUCGACUAUUUCACCAGGGCUAUUGAUGUUGCUGUAAGAUACGGAAGGCUAUCUGGCGAGCUACUCUCAGAGGUAAGCAUGUAUUCCACGCGCGAACGUGCUUCAGGACUGACUAUAAUCUGUAGGCGGCGGAAGCCAGUAUGA